Molecule: messenger RNA, 1064 nt
Organism: Diorhabda sublineata
Lineage: Eukaryota; Metazoa; Arthropoda; Insecta; Coleoptera; Chrysomelidae
Product: carbonic anhydrase 7-like
Exons: 4
Molecular function (GO): zinc ion binding; carbonate dehydratase activity
Source: RefSeq, a predicted model, not a curated record
UUUCUGUAUGAUUUUUUUUCAGUUAAAGUUGGUUUUGGAUGUAAAUCCGUCUCGAUAUGCGAUGGAAUAUUAGAAAAUGAGUAUGUUUUAGAUAAUAUACAUUUCCAUUGGAAUUCCGAACAUACCCUCAAUGGUAAAAAAUAUCCUCUGGAAAGUCAUUUUGUUCAUUAUAUAAAAGAAGCAGAAAAUUUACAAAAUGCUUUAAAUAUCCCUUUUGGAAUAGCAGUAAUUGCAGUUUUUUAUGAGUUUUCUUCCGAGGGAUCUGAAAUAUUUAACAAAAUAACGAAAAAAGUUGAAUGUGUAGCAACAAAUAUCAAAGAACCGGUACCAUUAGACGAACAAUUAGUACCGAAAGAACUUCUACCUAAAAGAUCUUGUAAUUAUUACGCUUAUACGGGAUCGUUAACAACACCGGACUGUAAUGAACCAGUACAAUGGAUAAUUUUUCCAAAACCUUGUAAAAUUUCCCCAUGUCAGUUGGAAGCUUUAAAAAAUAUUUACGAUGAAGAUAACAAACCGAUAUUAAGGAAUGCCCGUCCGCUGCAGCCUUUGAAUGGAAGAAUUGUUAAAUAUGUGAAAGAAAGUUUUUAUGGUAAAUUUAAAAAAAAAUAAACGAUUAAUUACUGUUCGAAAAACAUAAAAAAGAAUAACCAUUUUGAUAUUCAAAUUAAUUUUGUUUUGUUUGUUAUCCUUAAUGACAUUUUUUACGUCAUUUGUUUGACGUGUCGCUCUUGGGUAUGUGACACGGAACAGAACUAUGAAAUUUUAAGGGAUGUUAUAAAUUAUUUAAAUUCUUUCCAGGUAUGGAAGAUUAUUUUGAUAUCUUUCCUGGAUUGUAUAUGUUACAUUUUUGAUACAAAAUUGUCUUUAUCAAUCUCUUUUAUUUUUCAUUGGUUAUUACAAAAUGUGUUUUGUCUCUUAAGUUUUCAUCGUCUUCUGUUUAUCGGUUACACAGCGAAACGCUCUUUCGCGACUAUUCAUAGGAAUGCAUAUCUUAUAUAUAGGAAUAUACUCCUAUCAAUAAACAAAAGAUAUUUGGAAAAAAUGUAAUAUAUAAAUAUUUA